AAUCUAAAAGCCUGCGGUUUGUGGCUGCACUAUGUGCGUACCAGGUUCACCGAGGCAGACACCAUUGUGAUGGGGGACGUGACAUAUGGGGCCUGCUGCGUGGACGACUUCACCGCUCGAGCCCUGGGAGCCGAUUUCAUGGUGCACUACGGCCACAGUUGUCUGAUCCCCAUAGAUUCCACGGCGGGCAUUAAAAUGCUGUAUGUGUUUGUGGAUAUCCAGAUGGACAACGCACACUUCCUGGACACAGUCAAGUUUAACUUCUCUCCUGGACAAUCUUUGGCACUUGUCAGCACUAUUCAGUUCGUGGCCGCGCUGCAGGCCGUGAGCGCAGCACUGAAAGCAGAGUAUGAUGUGACUGUCCCACAGUGUCGCCCUCUGUCGCCGGGAGAAAUUUUGGGUUGCACAUCCCCUCGUUUGGAUCGCCAUGUUGAUGCCAUAAUUUAUCUUGGAGACGGAAGAUUUCACUUGGAAUCAAUCAUGAUUGCAAACCCAGAUAUCCCUGCCUUCAGAUAUGACCCCUACAGUAAAGUCUUCUCCAGGGAAUACUAUGAUCAUGAGGCCAUGCGUGCCUUAAGGCUGCAGGCUAUCGACAAGGCUCAAUCCGCUGAUAGGUGGGGCCUUAUUAUGGGAACACUGGGCAGACAGGGCAGUCCCAAAGUCCUGGAGCACUUAGAGUCCAGGCUUCAGUCUCUGGGAAAGUCCUUCACUAGGGUCUUACUCUCAGAGAUUUUCCCGAGCAAACUGGAUUUGAUGGCUGAUGUGGAUGCGUGGGUCCAGAUCGCUUGCCCACGUCUUUCAAUCGAUUGGGGCACAGCCUUUUCCAAACCCCUGCUGUCUCCUUAUGAGGCGGCUGUUGCUCUACGUGAGGCAGACUGGAAGGAAGUAUACCCCAUGGACUUUUAUGCUAAUCAGAGCUUGGGACCGUGGGCUCCAAACCACCCCGACAACCAGCCGGCCCGGCCUGCUCGUAAAAAGAACCAGCAGAGACCAGGCUCGGAGCCAGCCCCUCCCGCCAAGCAGUGUGAGCAGAGUCCGUGCACCCCCUGCGGCUGUCAGAAGGAAUGACCAGUGCCAUUACGGACCACGCUGUCUUCCACUCAUCUCCUGGCUGCCUGAGAAUGGUCAAACCAGAGGAAGAGAGUGGGUAUUACUGUGGGCCAUAUUUAAGCGGCCGCGGCUAAAGCCAAAGGAGGCUUCAGCCUUAUCAAAAGGAUUACCAGCCAUAUCAAAUCCCCAAUCUUGCAGGACAGCAGAUCCCACCAAAUUCAGUGCUCUUUUUCACAUUUAAUCUUUGCUCAAAAACAACGCAAACUGAGAAACUGCUCAUGUGUUCAAGCUCAAGAUUUUAUAAUGCUGUGUCAAAUUUUCAACUUCCCUUUAUUAUUUGUUUCCAAAUCUGUCAGACAUGUUGUAAGAGGCACUUUUCAGGAAUAUUGCAUACAUUAGUUUUUUUUUCUUGCAUUUCUUGUAAAAACUUUAAACCAGUAAACGAGGACUAGAACCUUGCUUCUUGUGUGUCAUUGCUUUAUAGAGUAAGCCUGUUUUUAAAUCUGAGAGCUGUGAGUUCCUCGAUGUUUACAGAGCUAGUCACGACUGCUGUCCAACCCCAUUACUUAUUUAUGUUGGAGUCUGUCGAUAAAUAAGUAAACAAAUGAGCACUCAAUUGCUGCAUUUCUCUACACCAAAAACUGAUUGACAAGACCCUGCUGUAACCACGGCCAGAACUGGGGAGCUUGCCCCUUCUUCCCCAGGCUCUCAAACAGUGUCUUUUGUGGUUACGGUCUGGAGGAUUUUGUUAUUUGCCUAAAACUGCCGGCCUUAUCUUGUCAGAUUCAUCAUCGUGUCUCCGUGGUAACAGAGGCCAGUGUGAUGCAGGCAUCCUGCAAGGUAUCAAUAUUUCUCAUGAUGGGUCUUGGAAGCAGCAGUUCUUUUCAAGAGCUCAGUACUUGCCACCAUACACUGUGCGAUCCAAAAUGGACAAGAAUAAAUUAUUGACCCACAGAGCGCUCAGUAUCUCACUCAAGCUGAUGUUUUAUUUAUUUUUUCGGGCAUAUUCUGCCAGGAAUGAAGAGGCAGUAUGUUAAGAAAACCAUCCUCUUCACCUAGAGUAUGCAGAUUCUAAUCUCUGUUGUAAGAAAUCCAAGUAAAAACAGAAAUUAUUUCUCCUUUAAAACGCCAUCAAAGACGGCAACAGAUGGCAUUACUGUCUGGUUAGGGAUUCUUUAAUUGAUGUUAAAAUAUUAUUGGAAUUUGAAUGGCUUCCAGCUGCUCAGAUACAAAAUCUUAAUAUAUUUUUGGAUUUUUAAACUUAAUAAGGACUACAGAAUCAAUAUUCAAAUACUUAAAUACUUGAACAUUUGAAUAGAAUAGUUUUUGUUAAUAAGGGCUUUUUGUACAUAUUUUAAAUUAGCAAUCUAGUAUAAUGUGUGAAUUAAGAAAUGUCAUAAUUACAAAGUAGUGAGGAUCACAUUCAUUAUAUUCAUUUUUAGAUUAUAAAUAAUAAUAUUACAUAUCCAUGUUCUUGCUCUAGAAGUUAUUGCUUGAUCGUAACUACAUUGAAAUGUAAGUCCUCUGUAUUUUCCUAAGUGGGUUCUUCUGAUAUCCAGUUUGUAAGCCCAUAGAAGAUAUUGUGCAACUCUGUAAGACCUGCGCUUUGGUGAGAUUGCAUCUGUGGAUUUGCAUUCGCACUGACUCACGGCAUCUUUAUAAAACUGAAAUGUACCUGGUAUCAUGCACAAGAGUUGAGUGACCACUAAGUGGCACUAUUUUCCUAACUUAUUUGCAGUCCGCUGGCAUUGACGCUGCAGACAGUGCCAGCAGCCCAUGUGUUUUUACCGUUAAUCCAGCUCUGCCUUUCCUCAUCUUGGUUGACAGCACAUCUAUUUUGGCAUAAGUGUUUGCAAGGAACUCCCCGUGCAUGGAUUUAUCACGGCACUCCAGAGGAAGAGUUUUUAAAUCAAACUAUCAUCGUGCACUUAAUGCAUCAGGUACUCAGGCCUGUAACCCUUAUAUAUUCCCCCAGUGUUGCCAUUGCUGCCUGGAUGGCUCAAAAGUGGCCAUUUACUGUAUUCUCAACAACCACUUACUAUCUGUAAAAUUAGAGAUUAAUUAUUUAAAAAAUACACAUCCUCUUUAGCAAUAUAUGAAUUGUCUGGUUUGCUUUUCGGUGGCUUUGUCUGGUACCUGCCCGCAGGAAAAACAUGUCUGCACUUGUGAUGAAUUAGGUUGUUUUUGUGUCUGACCAAGGAGAGUAUGAGUCACAGCAGUCUCUAACUGUCCCAUCCUCCCUCUCAUUUUCACUGUCCCCAUGUGCUCGGCACCUUCUUGCACGUCAGCCGGUUUACAUUUACCCUCUCACUGUUUCCCAGUAUUCAUGUAUAUCGUGUUAUGCCACAUUUCCUUUUGUCGUUAUAUCUGUAUUUUUAGCUUAAUUAAAUCAGGCAUGGGCAUAAAAGCUGAGAAUUGUAAAUGCCUCCUAUGACUCAAUGCACUACAGCAGAAAUAAACAGAGGAGGUGGAGAUUUGUUUUUUUUUUUGUUUGCUUUUGUCGCAGGGUAAGGUGUGGCGUUUGAGGACCUGUAUGCGAGACCCGAAAAGAGCCUGUAAAAGUGAUGUGCAUUUCACUGUCAUUUACUGGAUUACAUCAAAACUGAGCAAAACUCGACAGACUCUCUUAAACGUACCUGUAUCUCAAGGGGUAUGCGGGAGGGAAAAAUAAGAAAGGCUAAAUUGAUAUGAACCACUUAAGAGAAAUGCUUUACAAAAGAUUUUUUUUCGAAUACGCUGUUUCCUUCAUAAUGGAUGUCUUAUGUAGUGCAGCACUUGUAGUUUUCAAUUUCAGAUUAAGGUCUUAGAAAAGCUGCAUACUGACAGUGUCCAGAUGAUUUUUGCACAAUUUGGAUAUUUUUUAUAAGAAAAACAUAUAUUUUCCUGAAUCUUUGUUAAAAAAUAUUGUUUUAGAGCCUAUGCAAAUAUAAAAUGUAUGUUGUUCAUAAGUUAACUGGACUUUAGCAGGGAGCAACAUCAUCUCACCUUGUGUCCACUUUCUAUAGCACUUACAAAGUUCAAAAUAGAAACAAAGGCAACAGGUUCAUUAAGGCCAGAUCAAAAGUUCUGAGCCGCUGGCUUAAUCAAACAAGUCUGUUGUUUUUGUCAUAACCGGUCUAAUUGCCAACUUCUUUUAGCCUGUGUGCAUUUGAGAGGCUCUUGAUCAGUAUCUCUGUGGAAAUGGUAACAAUAAAGACUUUUAUAGAGGA
Molecule: messenger RNA, 4259 nt
Organism: Menidia menidia (Atlantic silverside)
Lineage: Eukaryota; Metazoa; Chordata; Actinopteri; Atheriniformes; Atherinopsidae
Source: the annotation of a GenBank genome assembly